UGACUUCACCAUCUCACAAUUUGUAUCGAUUAUCUAACCAUGCAAUAAACAGUUUUUACAAUUAUAUUCCGCUGUUUAUAAAAGAAAUUUUACUGAAUCGGUGUUUUGGGAUAGGAUAACAUUUUAAUGCUGUAAAAUUCACCUCGAACUUUGAUCCUGAGCCGCAAUUAUCUCGCCACGCACUACGGGACGAGCCACUUGCAAUCACUAACGACAUUUCUUAUCAUAAUUCGACGAAGGUACCGAUGGUGAUCAGAGGCAGGCAGUGUCUUCUUGUAGGUCAGUUCGACAAGUGAUGUUCAUCGUUCAAUAUCCUCGCAUAUUAUUCUUUCACAAUGCGCCGGUAAAUAUUUUUGUAAAAGCAUUGAUAGCUUGCAGACGUAUCUGUUUAAAACCAAUAAUGAAGAAGAAUGUGAAUAGUGUUUGUGAAUAGCUUCAUCAGUGAGAGCUGUGAAAAAUACACUUUAUUUUGUAUUCAAUUGAAAACAGUCAAUUUCGCAUACAAUUUUAAGGCCGUAAAAUUUUUCGUCACGAAGGUGUAUAUUUCCAUAACUACGUCGACAUACUUUUAAAUACCAUCUUCAGCAUCAUGCGCCGGAGAAAAAUAUUAUUAAUUACGUUCUUACUAUCAAUUACGCUUACCAUUGAGGGCCAAGAAACUGUAUCAACUACCACACUCGAACACGUGUCAGAUGCUCCCGGUACGAGAUCAUCCGAAGGAACAAAUGACAAUUUAACAUCGCGGGCUCCCAGAACCUCAUUGGGACUACGGGACCGACCUCUGCAGUGCACAAUCGCUCGCUGCUCCGGUCAGGGAGGAGCUCGUAAUUAUUCAGAUAAAAUGCUCACCAUAUCUUUCCUGACUGCGUGUGGGACGGACUGGACCAAGAAAUUCCUUGGCCACAAAAUCGUAGGUGCGCUGUCGCUCGCCGUGGAUGAUGUAAACCGGCGGCGACUGCUGCCCGACAACUACAUGCUCAAGUUCGAGGUAAAGAACACAUAUAAUCUGCUGCUGCCGAGCGUGAGGCAGGUGUGUAUAGACUCGCUGGCUGGAGUGAGCGUCUUCAUCGGACCCGAGCAUACCUGCGACAAAGAGGCUGCCAUCGCAGCCUCCUUCAAUAUUCCGCUGCUCUCUUACGCUUGUGAAGAAGCUAUACGAGGUCAAGACUCAGACCAGCCGACCAGGUACACUGGAUUACGAGGUCAAGACUCGGACCAGCCGAUCAGGUAUACUGGAUUACGAGGUCAAGACUCGGACCAGCCGACCAGGUAUACUGGAUUACGAGGUCAAGACUCGGACCAGCCGACCAGGUAUACUGGAUUACGUGGUCAAGACUCAGACCAGCCGACCAGGUAUACUGGAUACGAAAACUUUGUUGUGCGCUUCAACCCUACGGAAAAAACGGAACUGAAAAAUGUCGUGAACCUGUUGAAGGAGCACCGAUGGCGGAUUUUUCGUAUAGUUUACACCAGCGAAAUGAAGGACAAGGCCGAGCGACUGUACAACCGAGCGAAGGAUGUACUUUAUCCUCACCCAAGGAUGCAAGUGAACAACCAAACGAAGGACGGACUCGCUCCUCGUCCAAUGAUGCAAGCUGGCAACGUAGAAGAGAUCAACGAAGUGCUGCGUACCACCAAAAACUCGACUCGCAUUUACGUGCUGCUCUCGCACCGAGUGGUUGUAAGCGUUUUUCUGCAAGCAAUGUUUCUACAAGGCAUGUUUACGAAGACCCGUGAGCAAAAUUACCUACUCAUCUACCUGGAUACGGAGGGCCAUCAUCACAGAGACUGGACGAAAUAUGUUUGGGGAUCAUCAAUGACUUUUUUCAGCUUAAAAAAACAACAUCUGCUACUGCAGCAAUACAGCAAAUCCCUUCUUAUCAUUCGAGGCACUUUCCCUACCGCUGACUUCUCCGAGCAGAGAAAAAAGAUCAUAUGCAAGAAUAUGCAGCCACCUUUCUGCCAUUCGUAUGCACUGCCUGAAAAACUUGACAUACCGUAUCAAACAGCCGCGUAUCUGUACGAUGCAGUAAUUGAGUAUGCCAAGGCUGUGAGUUCACUGUACACGGACAUGAGGCGUGAGAACUUCAACAUAAAUGUCGCUCAAGCGGCCAGAGAUGGAUGGCGCAUCGUGCAGCGCCUGCGCAACUAUACCUACAAAAGUAUCAACGGAUAUAAUGUAACUCUGGACAAUUAUGGCGAAAGUUAUGGUAACUUUAGUGGUUACUUGUUCUACAGCAUUCCUACUAACUCUACUCGUCAUGUACGAGUACUUCGACGGCCUUCUCAGACUGAACAACAAUCAAAGCUCAACUGCAGCAAUUACAGCGAAGGCGUAUAUGCACAAGAACAGGACGAGCACGAAAACAUUCACAAGAACAAGAGGAGCACAAGCGACCAAUUUUGUAGUGCCCACUUCUCUAAUCCCCUCAUUGAGUCAACCGAUGACUUGGACAAUCAAAGCGAUUCGUGUUUCGUGCUUGUUGUUGAUUUUCAGAAGGAAGAAAUCAACAACACUAAACUCGCUGGGAUUUUUGACGAACCAGAAUGUGGCUUUGAAGGCGAAAAAUGCCCAGCAAAAGGUUAUUGGAAAACAGUGACUUCAAUAAUUCUGGCUACUUUUUCGUUUGCAUUUUUUCCUAUCAUACUUGGUCUGAUGCACACAAUUUAUAUGGCCGAGAGCAAGAUCAUGGGGCUGGAGUGGAGCAUUGCUCUUGCUGAAAUUGAAGAAACAAAUUGUGGCAGGCCCAGAGGAUCGACGAGAAGCUUGGUACAUUUGAACCCGUCCGGGGACUGCUACUACCCUCGCGUGGGCCUCUACCAGGGCACCCUUGUGUGCCUGAAGCCCGUCGCGCAGCACAGCAGCAAACUUCGAAUAUCGCGCUCUGUAAAAAAGGAAAUCUGCACGAUUCGCGCAAUAAAGCACCACAACGUGUGCACUUUCUACGGAGUUUGCGUGGACGCGCACUCGGCGCUGCUUGUCUCUGCGUACAAGGAGCGCGGGGCGCUCAGAGACGUGCUCAGGAACGAGCUCACGCCGCUCGAUGAGCCCUUCAUAGACUCGCUCAUGAUGGACCUCAUCAGAGGCAUGUGUUACCUACAUGAAAAAUACGGUCCACACGGGCGUCUAACGUCGAGCAACUGCGUAGUGAGCGGCCGCUGGGUGCUGCAAGUCACCGACUACGGCCUCGACGAACUGAAGGCAAACCAGCCUCACGCCAAGGACUCAUUCAAGUCUCUAUUCGACCAGCUGUACCGAUCCCCUGAGCUGCUCAGGAGUGACGGGAAAGCCUCAAAAGAAGGCGACGUAUACGCGUUCGGUGUCAUCCUACACGAGACGAUCAUACGUACCGGACCUUUCGGCCUCAGCGAGGAGUCAUUCGAUGGCAACUACGAAGCGGCCAUCACAGAGAUCUUGAACAGAAUAAAGCGAGGGCCGAGCACCGGAGACCCGCUCGAGAGGCCCAGUUUAGCGCAGAUCAUCGAGCGGCCGUUCGGCACCAACAAGUCCGUGGUGGCGACCAUGAAGCAGAGCUGGGACGAGAGUCCCACACAGAGACCUACCUUCAAGUUCCUCAAGACCGACUUUAACAAACAAAGGAAAGAACUUCGGCGCGGGAACCUGGUGGACCAUCUCAUGUCGAUGGUAGAGAAGCACUGCAACCACUUAGAGAACCUCAUCGAGGCUCGGACCCAGGAGCUACAGAGCGAAAAGAGCUUGACUGACCAGUUACUGUACAGCCUCUUGCCCAGAGCUGUAGCAGAGUCGUUGAAACACGACAUUCCGGUAGAGCCGCAAAGCUUCGAAAAUGUCACCAUCUUCUUCAGCGACAUCGUGGGCUUCACAGCUCUCGCUGCCGAGAGCACACCGUGGCAAAUCGUGAGGUUUCUGGACCACUUGUACCGCAUGUUCGACGGCAUCAUCAGCGGCUACGACGUCUAUAAAGUAGAGACUAUCGGCGACGCCUACAUGGUCGUGUCAGGGCUACCUGAGAGGAAUGGCUUGAAACAUGCUGGCGAGAUUGCUUCCAUGUCACUUGAACUCAUAGAAAAGACCCAGACAGACUUCGUGAUCGAUCACCGUCCCGACGAUCCCCUGAAGCUGCGGGUGGGGAUACACUCGGGCCCCGUGAUGGCGGGGGUCGUGGGGCUCGCCAUGCCCCGCUACUGCCUCUUCGGCGACACUGUCAACACCGCCUCCAGGAUGGAGAGUCAUGGCCUGCCGAACAAGAUCCACAUCUCAUCCUCGUGUCGGGCGGCGCUGGAGAAGCUAGGAGGUUAUGUCAUGGAGAAGCGCGGCCUCAUCGAGAUGAAAGGAAAAGGCGUGCAAGAGACACACUGGCUUGUGGCCGCUACAGACGAGGCGAUCAAGCGGAGAGAGACGCCCGUCACAAGCCCGGUCAGGCGGCCAGCCGACCUGCACAGACGGUCGUACUCGUCAUGCCGGAACAGCGUCGGUGAAGCCAGAACGAGUAGCUCCUUGCCGCGUCAUCCCGCCGACGUUGCAGUGACUCCAGAACGCCAGAGGCUGCUAGAUCCCAGGCAUAGGUGCAGCAGCAUCAGCGUGAUGACGCGUAGCACCCUGGCCUCAGGAGGCCUCAGAAGUGGCCUGACUCCCAUCACUUCCUCGCUAGACAAACUACCACCCACAGCAGGGCCUAAUCUUAGGGGCCCACUAGCCGACCGUAAACCUUUCAUCCUCAAAUUCAACAGGGAUGCUCCUCCCCGAAACCGAAGAUCCCACCCACCGUCCCCACUUGUAGAGUCAGACUUAUAGUUCAGGUGUGAUAUAUUAGGGCGAGCUCACCACGAAGGUUAUAUUCUAAUUAAUCAAACCGAUUUAGUGCCCGUCUUCGCACCGUUUCGUUCAGUCACCAACAUAAGGGUACACACACAGUAAACGCAGGUUUGCCCGCGCGGGCAACCUGCUCCAACCUGCCACAAGAAUGAA
Molecule: messenger RNA, 4951 nt
Organism: Hyalella azteca
Lineage: Eukaryota; Metazoa; Arthropoda; Malacostraca; Amphipoda; Hyalellidae
Product: receptor-type guanylate cyclase Gyc76C
Exons: 23
Coding region: 590-4777 (1395 amino acids)
Biological process (GO): protein phosphorylation; cGMP biosynthetic process; intracellular signal transduction
Molecular function (GO): peptide receptor activity; protein kinase activity; guanylate cyclase activity
Source: RefSeq, a predicted model, not a curated record